AGCUGUUAAGGAUACGGUAGUGCAUUUACUGAGCUGUUCCACCGACAACAGACUUUUGUGCCUCACAAACAGUUCCUUAAUGAGAUCGUAAUUGCGAUCGGAGAGUUUUCUUUUCUCAUUCUUUUAAUUACCAUCUACCGUACUUAGACCUCUGAUAAUAAUUAUUCCACUUUUUAAUCCGCAACCGCAAUUAUGGAAAGCGCAUCAGCGAAUCCAUAUGAGCACUACAACCGCAACUCUAUUGAGGAGGACCUCAUUGAUCCAGAUGAUGCUGGCUUGAAUGAUUUGGAUGACCCGCUCGCUCCUCCAACGUCAUCUGACCGUGAGCCAUUGACUGGCAACAUUCAAUCGUCCUCCAACGGCCCAAUCUCUCAAUCUUACUUAACAUCGUCGAUCCCGGGCGAAGACCGUCGCGCACCUACAAACACAAUAGACGAAAGUGUAUGGCAGACUUUAUCACGAGAUCUAUUAGCCGUUUGGGAGAAGAUGAGACAGGUGCUUUGGCCGAAAUAUCUCCUCGGGGGUUUAUUGCAGAGAGGCGGUGGCAUCGGCGGCGCAGAGAGAGGAGAAGGAGGCAGCUUAGCAGGUGGUGUUAGAGGGCUUGCUGGCAGAUGGCCAGACGCCGAUGUUGUGCUUCAAGGUGGCAUGAGUGAGGGCCUCCGGGACUGGGAUCUAUGGGGUCCCCUCGUAUUUUGCUUGUUACUUAGCUUGCUAUUGUCCAUGACUGCGUCGAAGGAACAAAAGUCGCUGGUGUUCUCCGGAGUGUUUGCCAUGGUCUGGAUAGGUGAAGCUGUCGUGACGCUUCAGAUCAAGCUCCUCGGCGGCAACAUCUCGUUCUUCCAGUCCGUGUGCAUCAUUGGCUAUACGCUAUUUCCACUGGUGAUUGCUGCAAUGCUGAGCGCGCUCCACCUCAUUACCAUUGCGAGAAUACCAGUGUAUAUUGUUCUCGUCUUAUGGUCUCUGGCUGCCGGUGUCAGCAUUCUUGGCGGCUCCGGGGUAGUUCGAAACCGUGUAGGCAUUGCCGUCUACCCGUUACUCGUCUUCUACGUGGGCCUCGGCUGCCUUUGCUUUAUUAGCUAGUGCUAUGCUCGUUGUCUGACCUCCGCGAAGCUGUGGCAUUUCUUUUCGUGUUUCAAUGGGGCUUCCAAGGAAUGCCCCAUCUCGGACCAGUAGCUCUUCUCCAGUUUAUGCAUAUUUUAGUUCGUUCACAUGCUCGGCAUCUAUUUUACAUGGACCGCUGCUUCGUGGACAAUCAUCUUAUCAACUAUACCAAG
Xylona heveae TC161 is the source of this 1274-nucleotide messenger RNA. Its product is annotated as Yip1-domain-containing protein. NCBI's taxonomy places the organism in Eukaryota, Fungi, Ascomycota, Xylonomycetes, Xylonales, Xylonaceae. Gene Ontology annotation, cellular component: trans-Golgi network; membrane. Bases 193 to 1080 code for a protein of 295 amino acids. The transcript has 4 exons. Gene Ontology annotation, biological process: endoplasmic reticulum to Golgi vesicle-mediated transport. The record is from RefSeq and is a predicted model, not a curated record.